AUGCCGUUAUCGGCAGGCGGCGGAUGCACAUUCCCCGCCGACUGGACGGGUAGCUGGUUCCAAUCCGGCAACCCCGGUCUCAUCGCGAUCAACUCUACACACAUACAGUCCAAGGGCGAGUGCUACGAGAGCGAGUCCUACGACAAGUUUCUGCUCUACGACAGACGAGAGGAGUGCUACAGAUGCAUGGUGAUCUUAGAGAAACAUAAAUAUGUUCUGCAGUAUAAAGAAACGUUCUGCUCGGAGAAGGACUCCAUGUCGUCGAUAUGCGAGUCAAUAAGCGGGGAUGCCCCCCUGUACUCGAUGUUCCGCAAGGAGCCGCGACCGGUGCCGCAGCCGUGCCCCUUUCAUCCAGCGCCGUUCACCUUCACUUACAGCCGGGGCUCCGGGGACUGCGCCAAUCCGCCUUCGCGGGCGGAGUCAUGCACAGAUGACUCCCGCCUUCUGCUGAGGUACAUGGCCUGCCCCGACGUGCCUGGGACUGAAAGCAACGUCGAAGAACUAGUGUGCUUGGCGACCUGGAAGGAGGGCUCGACGAGGUACCUGGUGGGCCAGAUCUCCCAGGUCCAGAGGAGAAACUCAAUAGCAUCCGAUGAAGAUACGUACAGAUGCUUCAUCUACAAAGGCCAGCACAGCGACAAGAGCAUGACGUACAACAUAGCCCAGUCAGGCGACGCUACGUGCAAUGGUCUCUCCUCCCCAACCGACGGAAGUCGAAUCAUGAAACUUACUAACAGCGACGACGAGCACAACCGCUGCCACUUCCCCGGCUGGAUCGUGGAGCACCACAAGUGGUUCAGCCUCGACCACACGCACCAAUACCACUUCACCACGAAGAACGCCACCCUCAAGAUAAUGGACGAGAAAGGUUCCUCCGAAGAGAAGAGGCUAGUGUGCCACUCCAUUCUGGAGCAGAAGGACAAGAAGCACAUAAAGUUGGUGGCCCACGUCACCAGGGGAUGCGAGUCGGGCCACGUGUGCCUGACGUUCCACCGGCGCGGGGGCACCGUGCUGGAGCUGCAGCAGGGCGUCGGGCUCUGGGACUCGCCGCAGGACGCCUGCGCGGACGACUCGCCGCAGCCCUACGUCACGCUCAUCACGACUUCUCUCACGCCGAUGCGUUGCCCGAACAUCGGCCGGUACUCCGUAGUGAGCUCUUUGGCCGACAGCCGAAGGAGGAGGCAGCAGGACACUAUAGGCGAGGGGGAGGGCGGUGUGGGGGAGGCGGAGUGCGUUUCGGGGCAGUACGAUAGCGCGAGCGUCGGCUGCGGCGCCGCCCAGGACACGAUCGAGUUCAAGUCGCACUGCACCGCCCAAGCGUACACUUGCCACGGCAGCUGGACUGAGGGGGCCCUGGGCUUCGUCAUCGCAUCGCCGGUGGCGCGCUCUUCCUCACACCCGCGUACCUUCUGCUUCAUGUACACGCAACGGCCACACAACGACACACGCGGCUCCACGCUGUCGCUAAGCGCGGUGGCCCAUUCGUGCGAUCGGAGAGUAGUUCCGGGCCGCGCCGGCGACAAGGCCUACAACCUCACCCGUAACGGUACGUGCGAGCAGAGCAGCAAGUACAAUAGCGUGGCGCACCGGUUCGCCCCCUCGGCGGGCGCGCUGGCGCUCACGCUGGCGGCCGCGCUCCUCGCCCCCCCGGGGGGCGGCCCGCUCGCCCGCAGG
Molecule: messenger RNA, 1674 nt
Organism: Iphiclides podalirius (scarce swallowtail)
Lineage: Eukaryota; Metazoa; Arthropoda; Insecta; Lepidoptera; Papilionidae
Source: the annotation of a GenBank genome assembly